Molecule: messenger RNA, 6870 nt
Organism: Paramuricea clavata
Lineage: Eukaryota; Metazoa; Cnidaria; Anthozoa; Malacalcyonacea; Plexauridae
Source: the annotation of a GenBank genome assembly
UAUAAAAUUGGUCUAAAUGAUUUGGUACAAACCUCGUUAAGAAACUGUUCAAAUUCUGCAUCUAAAUCUCUAUUUGACUCCCGCAAACGUUCCUUGAGUGUGUCCCAUUUGCUCAUGACUCUAACCUGCUAAAUCACUACACAUUUAGACAAAAACCAAUGCCAAAAAAUACAGUAAAUUGCAAAAAUCUUUGUCUAAAUUAUUUUGGAAAACAAUAAAAAUAUAAAUAUUCCGCGGCUUGGUAACCAGGCCAGCCCGUUUUUUGAUUGGUCAGAAGUAUUUCAACCAAUCAAAUUGCUGGAUUCAUGCGAAAUGAAAACCAAAUAUUUUCAAUAUGGCGAACGCUCGAGCAGUUGAAGAGGUGCCUAAAUCUGGCAAAACCAGGACGAAAACAAGCAUAUUCUGGAGUACAGUACCAGAAAAGGAACAGUUUAGAAAUGUACAAGUGCCAGGGGUUGCAUUGGAUCGUUUUAAGGAUGUUAAAAAUAACACACAAGCACAGAAAUACGUACAAGUUGUGCAGAAAUCAAAGUCCGAUAGCGCCAUUUCGAAUACACGUAGUGACCCUUUAACCGUAAACAAACAGGGAAAAACGGGUCAUAAAUUUGCAGUGAAGCAAAAUGAUCUCUCGGGUAAAAGGAAAGAUGCUUCCAGCAUUUUUAAAGGUAUAUAAAAAUAGUACAACUCUGGCCGAUUUGGUCAUUUGUGUAUGCUAAUUGCAAACCUGUAAUCAGCUUCACAAAAUUAAGCCCAAGGAAAGUUUGUAUUGCGCGCCCGAGAUAUCUGGCGCGCAAUUUUGAUGCUUUCUAUAUAUUUACUAUUAAAUUUUCGAAAUCUCGGCCGCGCAAUUUCCAAAGUCUUCAUAAUUUGUAGUACAAGUCUUCAUAAUUUGUUAUCUGUGGACUAGUCACAUCAUAUAUCAAUCUUUCUCAAAAUAUCAUGCGACUAGUGCACCAUAAUAACGUUUCCCAUACUGUCGAUAACUAAUAGUCAAAUAUAAAUCUCUCGAUAGUCUUUGCGUUUCCGGAUCGUUUUGUCUUUAAAUACCCUCUCAUGUUGUUUAGCCUCGGUUUUGCCAGCAAAGCAAGGGGCUAAGUGUAAACAUAAAGACAAAAGAUGGAAUAAAGAAAGGCAGUGAACUUGCUGUGGUUUAUGUCUACGCUAUCUAAAAAGCCGAUUAAAAACAUUUCAACGUAGGCCUUUCAUCAGGAGGAUAAACUUUGGCAGGUAGUUGAGACACAAACUAGGGCAGAAUAACUAGUAGCUACCUACAUUUCAACUAUUGAACAAAAUGACUUUGCAAUGAGUAUGCUUUUCUGUUCAAGGUGCUUCAAGUGACCAACUUGCCAACAUAUCGACCUUGUCGGAGAACAGUAAAGCUAGAAGAGCUUCUUUAAAGAAUUUGAACGUCGAGGAUAAAAAAAGAGUCGCAAAUUUAAUCAAAGAGCUCGCGAAGACGGGCGAGGAAAGAGAACUCGCGCUUGAACGACUCCAGGAAGAACGCGUGUCUUUUGACGAACAACUGGGCACUGUGCAAGAGGAACAAACAGCGUUGAAGCAAGAACGAGAGGCGUUGAAACAGCGCUUGGAGAAAAGCGAGAAGCUUUUAAAGAAAUAUGAAAGUGAGCUAAAGGAUGUUAAGAUUGAAAAAGAAGAGCAGGAAAAGAUUUUAAAGAAAAAGUUUCAAGCACAACCACAAAGUACACAAACAUCGCCAUUGAUUCAAAAUUUCAGCACGGAUGGUACAACUAAAUCUGGAAGAUUCAAAUCUGAGCAAGAUGACAUCCAACCACGUGGAAUCAAGAAAAUGCGAAGUACUCAAGCGUAUAUUGGCGAUAGUGAAAGUAAUGAUCGUGAUGGUAGAAGGCGGUGGAGUACACCUCAAGUACCAGUCUAUUCCAAUAGUCUAUUUGAUGUGAAAGUUAGCAAUGUUGAACAUGAACAAAACAGUGAGACGCCAAGUGUAAGUGAAGAGUACCAACGUUCAAGUGUGGCGGAGAGUGGUGGCUUGCAUGAGUUGUAUUUGAGGGAGUAUUCAUUACAACUGCGCUUACAGGAACAGCAGAUUGAGAUCCAACGACAGCAAGUUCAGCUACAGCAACAGUUACAAUUACUGCAACAACAACAGCAACAGGGGCGGCGACAACAACAGGGGCAACAACAACAACAGCAACAUCAGCCAGAAUUAGCAAAACAACAACAACGCCACCAAGAACAAAAUAAUCAACAGCAAGGGCUAACUCAACAACGCGAAAAACACAAUGAACAACACUCCUAUCAACAAAACCAAGAACAGCACGUUCAUAAUCAACAUGAACCACUGGAAUAUAAACAGAAACAUUCAAACGCAGACCAUAAACAACAACAUAAAAAACAAGAAUGGCGAAAGCAAUCUAACCAGCAGGUGCUGCACUCACGAGAACACCAGCUACAACCACUGGAUCAACCCCAGAGCUGGCAUCAACAAGAACCACAAUAUCCUAGUGAACAAAAGAAUGAAGACAUUUUCACACAAUCUUCUCCUACACAACAAACUAAUUUGCUGCAGAAGCGAACACCAGAACGAAAAGGCCACAAAAUUGAACCAAAACACCGAGCAGAUACUGAUAUACCACAUGAACACGCAAGUCACUCACCACGGCAGCGACACGAACACGACCACCAACAGCGCGUGGUGGAAAAUUUAAGACAUGGACAUGAGCAUGAAGAUGUAUUGGAUGGACAAAAUGGUGAACCACAGACUAAAGACAGAUCUUACACACCAUCUGGUUCACCGUCGCAUCGUCAUUACCAUCAUUCAGGUCGUGAUGUGGAGAAGAAUCGAUUUGCUGAAGAACAUCAAACCAACAGGAAUAAAGGUCAAUAUGGCACAGAUUCUACUAGUUUUGAACAACGUUAUGUGAGCAAGAGGAAAUUGUCCAGAAAACUCGAUCGAGCAAAUUAUGCUAAACAGAUUGACCUCAAUAAUAACGAGUAUUUCCAACCAAAGUCUCAUAGUCAACAAAAGAAUCGUUAUGAUAUAAACGAUCAUUUGGUGCACGGUCAUUAUCCUCAAGAGUAUUUGUCUAAGUCUUACAGCGAGACUGAUGACGACGUGGAGCAGCAUCACUUUAGUUCAGAGCGACCUUGUCAUUGUGGGUAUUACCAUAACCACACCAGGCAACAACAUGCGACCUUGGACUAUGACCAGGCUAUACCAAACCAUAGCCAUUCCAAAGGUAUACCACAGCAUGGUCUCAAGCAGAAGUCACCACAUGUUAUCAUAGAAAACCCACACCAAAAGGGCGAACCUCUCCAUGCUCAGGUAUACCAACAGCCAAUUAGGCACCAACAUUCACCAGACAGAACUAACUCUUACCAUCAAAGGUUACUGUAUGAUCUUAAGCCCAUACGAGUACCUGAAAAUAGACCACCAUUAGGUCAUCAUCAUCAUCACCUUCACAAAGGUGAAUAUCACCAUCGUCCAGAUAUACGCGAGGAACACCAUGGUGCACCACACUAUGCAACUCACAAACACGAGGGAGAAUCAGAAUAUGAAGCAGCUUUUUACCAGCCUUCACAAGAAAUCGGCAAUAAGCACCAACCGACAGAACGUAGAACUUACACACGUCAUCAAUCACGUUCCCCUACAGGUGUCCUAUUAUCACCGCAAGUUGGGAAGACAGAACAUGAUUACCUACCUUCCGACGGACUACAAUAUUCACGAUCACAGAUGAAUCGGGAUAGAUCAAAAUAUUUAUUAGAUGAUUAUAUUUACAACCAUCAAACUGCUGGUCAAGACAAUUAUGAACCACGGGCCACAAGCAAUAAGCACUCGACCAACAGAAAGAUAUCGAGAAAAAGCCAUGGCAACACGGAAAUAGAAGGAGAGGAAAAUGGCCAUCUUGCGUUGCCGUGCAUGACUAGCCAACAAAUCCAAUACGAAGGCAAGUAUAUUACUUUGUUCUUUGUUGACAUGCUGUAAAGGGUUUUGAAGACGCACUUUUUCAUUGCCGUCGUAAUCGUUUUGUCGAGGAGACGAGUUCGUCUUAGAGAUUACUAUCGUAUUUGUAAUUUUGUUUUCUUUUUAAGUUCAUUGCCACCAUAACAAAAACUGUAUUCUCUAUUUUUUUUAAUAUAGACGAGAAUCCAAAUCCUAGUUAUUCACUGUACAAACCUAAUAUUCCACAUCCAACCAGAGAACAACCAGAAUAUCCUAGAAUCCCGCCAGGCCACAACAAUGACCAAUAUUCUCGGAAGAGGUAUCCAAAUUCUUUGGUAGAGAUUGUAGAAGACCUAGAGAUACACAGCGGAUACGAGGAAAGAUAUUCUGAAGAGACUGGGAUGUACUCAACCGAAGAACCUGGUUACGAUAGCGAUGAAGAAGAAAGUACUGUACUUGAUAAUAUAUUUUUCCUUAAGAGAUAGGUAUUUCAAAUAUCAAAUACAGGAAGCUCUAGGCGGCUUCAAUAGUGGUAUAUUAACGUAGUGGCCAACAAAUUUACUAUGAGAAUGAGCAUACGAAUUAGAGACUUACUGUUCUGAUCACAUGCAUUUGCUUAGCUCAAGUAUCAGGCUCUAAUUAGUCCAAUACUCAGGUUAGUAAUUGCCAACACACACUAGGUCAAUACAUAUGGUGAACAAUGUAGAGACUCUCGUAACUUUCUUUCUUUCUUUCUGGAGUUGACCACCUCUGUGGAGAAAAUGAACAUUUCUCGUGUAGUCGUGUUUAGUGAAAUUCACCCAUGUAUAGUUGUGUGCCACCCCAAUGCCGUAGGCUUGAUUUUAGCAGAAAAUAUUGUCCUAUAAUUGCCUUAAACGCGAUUGAUUCGGUUACUAUUUUCUCCGCAUCGGUGUCAAACCCAGGAAAAGUAAGGCGUGCGGGCAAUAUGUGAAGGCGCGUAGGGCAUCAUGGGACACAAAUUUCCCACAGUCCCUCAGCGUUAGUUUAUUCAUUCUGAGCGCGUUUAUUAAAUAUUUAUUGCAGGUCGCCCUCGAAAACACCUGUAUAGUCGGUGUAUUAUUGUAAACGAAAUAUAACAAACGCAGCCCUCUCACAUGAAAUCUAAAAUAAAAGACAAUCUCAAAGACUUACUCGGGUUAAACGUCCUACAAAUAUAAAUACGAAUAUUAUAUAGACCCAUAUUUUUAUAGUGUAUAUUUAUGUGUAACAAAGAGUCUAUAUAUAUAUAUGGUAAUCUUCUUUGUAAUAUAUAAUUCAUAGUUAAGAAGAAGUGUUAUGGAUAUAACUCAAAAAUAUUAGAUUAAAAUUGAUCUAUUUUUACUCAGAAAAUAUUUGGCCUUUAUUGGAUGUAUUAAAGUUGACAUUUCUAUAUAGAACUGCACAUACACAACAAUUGUAUAGAAAUUCUAACAGUGAAAUCCAUGGCUGCCCAAUGUACAUUAACAUGCUGUCGGAACUAAUUAAAACUCCUUAAAAGAUUAAACAAGACAUUGCACUUCUCUACUACGCUACAAACAUCCUGACGACGGAUGACGAUUCUGAUGACCGGCCUUUUUAAUCUUCAGGUAGUUUAGAUACAAACCACGGCAGCUUAGUAAACUAGAUACACUGGACCCCCACGUUCGAGACACAAUGUAAUUUGCGAGUCGUUGACAAAAGGCAGCGAAUUAAAUGUAUAAAACAUUCAUUCUCCCAUAUGCAAACAAACCAAGAUCAUGGGGCUUGUCAAUGUUAGCAGAAAUAAUUACCAAAAAUCCUAUAAGAAUUAAUAUGUCCAUAUUUCGAAAAUGUCCAACUAAAAUUCACGAUAUAUCUAUUAAGUCUAUCUGUUGCGUUUCCUCCGGCUCCGUUUUUCUCGCUGUGCCAGGACUAGAUGACGGGCUGGGUACGAAGGCUGCAUUCACAAAUACUUUAUUCAAAUCUAUACCUCCUUUAUUUACUUUGGGUGAACCGAUUGGACUUCCUCUCAUUGGACUUCCAGUCUGUCUCAACGAAGGACUAGACGGCGAUGGCGUUCCAGUGUCACUAAACUCCCCCCGUGGGGACGAAUUGCUGUUUCGUCGCAAUCUGGUUGUAGCUUUGAACGAAAGCCUACGGAGAAGACCUUUGGAUUCUCGUCGCUCUGUGGUUUUCACUGGGCUUUCUGUUUCAGAGUCCGGUGUGUUGAGUUGCCCUAGUGAUGUAGUACCACCGUCUGAGAAGGCACCGCUUGAUUCAAGCUCAGACUCAUUCAAGCUUUCUGCGUCCGAGCUUAGUUGAGAUUCUGUAGAUAAAGUUCGUUUGUGAUUGCCUUCUCGUAGCUCGUCAGACCCAUUCAGCUCUAUAACUCGAUCCUUUGAAGAUGCUAUCAUGAUUUGUGAAAUCCAUUGUUGUCGAUGAAACGCUGAAGAGCAUUUUAACUUGUAGAGCGAGUUGCCUCCGAGCACUAACUUGAAACGAAAAUGAUAAUUCCUACGUUGUAAAAGUUCACAACGUGUCUCGCUUGAUAGUUCGAUAGUUUUUAUCGCUUCCUCGCCACUCUCCUCCGAACAUUCAUCGGAAUAAAGCAGGAUGCGGUUAUCUCGGAUAGCAACCCAAUAUUCGAUCCAGUUAUUCUUUCCUUCUUCUACCUUAAGAUAGCCCGAAUAGGAAUUGUCGCUCGGACACUGUCCCUGUAGCAAUGAUUCAUACAUUGUAGACAAUUAUUAUUUAAAUUGCUUUAAUCACACAAUAGGCUGUCAACGAUUCAAAUUAUUUAAAUCUAACAAAAUGUUUGGAUUAACCUGUGCUGUAACUGUGUAUGAUUUAGCAGCUUCAUAAACACAUGAAUAACCAAUCACACUUGAUGCGGUUUUAUUUUGUUGCUAAAAUAUUCAUGUAAGCGACGGAAACAGCUUGGUAAAGACGAAAGUUUAUUUCAAAUACAUAAUGUAUUGGAUACAAUAAAG